AUGGCUGCAGAAAAUCACUCUGCUGUGAUGGAGUUCAUUCUAGGAGGAUUAACAAAUCGGCCAGAGUUCCAGCUCCCUCUCUUCUUCCUCUUCCUAGGGAUCUACACAGUGACCAUAGUGGGGAACCUGGGUAUGAUCACACUCAUUUGUCUGAAUUCACAGCUUCACACCCCCAUGUACUUCUUCCUCACAAAUUUGUCAUUUGUAGAUAUGUGCUACUCCUCUGUCAUUACCCCUAAAAUGCUGGUCAACUUUCUGUCAGAGAAGAACAGCAUCUCUUAUUCAGGGUGCAUGUCACAGCUCUACUUUUUCAUUGUUUUUGUCGUUGCUGAGUGUUACAUGCUGACAGUGAUGGCUUAUGACCGCUAUGUUGCCAUCUGCAGCCCUUUGCUUUAUAACAUCAUUAUGUCACCUCAAAUGUGCUCCUUACUAGUAGCUGUGGUCUACAUCAUGGGGCUCAUUGGCUCAACAAUAGAGACUGCUCUCAUGAUAAAACUGUCCUAUUGUGAAAUCUUCAUAAGUCAUUAUUUCUGUGAUAUCUUACCUCUCAUGAAGCUCUCCUGCUUUAGUGCCUAUGAUAUUGAGAUGACAGUUUUCUUUUUGGCUGGAUUCAACAUCGUAGCCACAAGCUUAACAGUCCUUACUUCCUAUGCCUUCAUCCUCUCCAGCAUCCUACGUAUCAACAGCAAAGAGGGCAGAUCUAAAGCCUUCAGCACCUGCAGCUCCCACCUUGCAGCAGUGGGAAUGUUCUAUGGAUCUACUGCAUUCAUAUAUCUAAAACCUUCCACAGUCAGCUCCUUGGCCCAAGAGAAUGUGGCCUCCGUAUUCUACACCACAGUGAUCCCCAUGCUGAACCCCCUAAUUUACAGUCUGAGAAACAAGGAGGUAAAGGCUGCCAUGCAGAAAACACUGAGAAGAAAACUGUCUUGA
Messenger RNA from Orycteropus afer afer, 930 nucleotides. RefSeq names its product olfactory receptor 151. The record is from RefSeq and is a predicted model, not a curated record. Gene Ontology annotation, biological process: G protein-coupled receptor signaling pathway; sensory perception of smell. Lineage: Eukaryota; Metazoa; Chordata; Mammalia; Tubulidentata; Orycteropodidae. Gene Ontology annotation, molecular function: olfactory receptor activity; G protein-coupled receptor activity; odorant binding. Gene Ontology annotation, cellular component: membrane.